AUGCAGGUCCUAGCUCAGCCGUCGCCUUUUUGCCUGGUGUGGGACAAUCCUGAUCCAAUGGCCCCUCACUACUGGCUGUCCCAUGCCAUCAUCUUCAAGAGUGGGGAUGAUUUGAGGCAGGACAUGCUCACCCUGCAGGCCAUUGGUAUUAUGUCGCAUCUGUGGAACAUGGAGGGGCUUGACCUUGGCAUGACCCCUUACUCCUGCCUGAGCACGGGCAAACAGGUGGGCCUCAUCGAGAUGGUGCGUAAUGCCAAGACAGUCUACAGCAUUCAGCGAAGUUCUAAGCUGGGGGCCAUCCAGGUGGACUCUUCACAGCUCUUCAAGUGGAUCCGAGACAAGACAAGGGCUCAGGUGAGACAGAAGGGACAUGGAUGCUUGACCAAGCCAUUGAACAACUUCACACGUUCCUGUGCUGGGUACUGUGUGGCCACGUUUGUCUUAGGCAUUGGGGACAGACAUCCAGACAACAUCAUGGUCAAUCAGGAUGGCCAGAUUUUCCACAUUGACUUUGGCCACAUCUUGGGGAACUUCAAGAAGAAGUUUGGCAUCAACCGGGAACGAGUACCAUUUGUCCUGACCCAAGACUUCCUGCGCGUGAUUGCCAAGGAGAAAGAACCCAAAGGAGAGUCAGGAGUUCCAGAGGUGUUCCAGGUGCUGUGUGGAAAGGCAUAUCUAGCACUGCGUAAACACUAUCGCCUCAUUGUAAACCUCUUCAUGUUGCUGCUGCCUGCAGGAAUGUCUGAGCUACAAAGCCAGGAUGAGGUUGCCUACCUGCGUAAGACGCUGGCUGUGGAGGCCACAGAAGAGGAAGCCCUUCAGUACUUCCAGAACCAGUUCAGUGAGGCAUAUGAUGGUGCCUGGACCACCAAAAUAGACUGGUUCUUCCAUUAUGUCAAGCACAGGUAGACCAGUCUGCUCAACCA
Penaeus monodon (black tiger shrimp) is the source of this 926-nucleotide messenger RNA. Its product is annotated as phosphatidylinositol 4,5-bisphosphate 3-kinase catalytic subunit alpha isoform-like. NCBI's taxonomy places the organism in Eukaryota, Metazoa, Arthropoda, Malacostraca, Decapoda, Penaeidae. Gene Ontology annotation, molecular function: 1-phosphatidylinositol-3-kinase activity; 1-phosphatidylinositol-4-phosphate 3-kinase activity. The record is from RefSeq and is a predicted model, not a curated record. Gene Ontology annotation, biological process: phosphatidylinositol 3-kinase/protein kinase B signal transduction; cell migration; phosphatidylinositol-3-phosphate biosynthetic process. Gene Ontology annotation, cellular component: cytoplasm; plasma membrane; phosphatidylinositol 3-kinase complex.